This is a messenger RNA of Belonocnema kinseyi, 4788 nucleotides long. Its product is annotated as guanine nucleotide exchange factor DBS-like. Gene Ontology annotation, molecular function: guanyl-nucleotide exchange factor activity; protein binding. Lineage: Eukaryota; Metazoa; Arthropoda; Insecta; Hymenoptera; Cynipidae. Gene Ontology annotation, cellular component: cytoplasm. The transcript has 17 exons. The record is from RefSeq and is a predicted model, not a curated record. Bases 618 to 3677 code for a protein of 1019 amino acids. Gene Ontology annotation, biological process: intracellular signal transduction.
UUCCGUCUACUGACACUGCCACUGAACGACUGAACUAAACUGUCACUCGUCAGUGUCCACCCACACGAGAGCGGAGGACGUGACACCUGUCAAUCCUCUAACGUCGCAAUGAUAUCGAUUAAAUGAGCCUUUUCAAGCUCAUGUGACACGUUUUAUGUGAAAUAAAUCCUCGUGACCUUCUUAUCAGUGAAAAAUCAUCUCAACCGAUAUCUUUUAUAAUUAAAAAAACACUUUCGACACGAAACCGCGCCGGUACGUUCUACGUAAAUACAUACAUGCAGAGUGGACAUGAUCCUCCGUCGCAAGUCCUCACACAGUCAUAACUGUAACUGCCCCUGUCAUCAUCACUGCUCAACUGGAUGUGCAGUUAUAUCAGCAAUAUCGUGGGUAAAACAGGAAACUGUUUCAUAUGGAUGGAAUCAGCAAGGUCACCUGAGUGCAACCUCAGAUCAAGCAGUUGCAGUCUACUACGAGAGUUCAAACUAUCUCCGUAUAUAGUCGACGUUGCAUACAUAACUGUGAAGUGAAAAGCGCUCAAAUCAAACAUAUAAUUUAAAACUGUACACUAUUAUUUUCCAUGAGUUCCCCGUUCAUGUUAACACGAAGAUGUUGAGAGUAUGACCGGUGAGAUAGAAAAUGGGGAUCUAGCUGUUAGAGACGUUGCAGACCUCCUCCAACCACAAUAUGCUAUCAUUACAGGUGGUAAAUCGAGAGAGGGGUGUCCAAUAGUCACGUUUCCUGAUCAUGGCAAUUUUCACAAUCUUCCAGACUUAGAUUACCAGCGUCUCAUGCUUUACCUCACUUCUGUACCAACUUUGCAAGAAGCAGACUUGGGAUUCCAUUUGAUAAUCGAUCGCAGGAACGACAAAUGGAAUUCCGUUAAAACAGUCCUCUUAAAAAUUUCAGCUUUCUUUCCGGGAUUGGUGCAUGUAGCUUACGUUUUACGUCCAGCUGGUUUUUUGCAGAAGGCCAUUUCAGAAGUCUCGAAUAAGUUAUUCCGAGAGGAUUUUAAAUUUAGGGUAAUAGUCCUAGCCAAUAUCAUUGAACUUUACGACUUUGUGGAUAAAGAUCAGCUGACGGAAGAACUCGGAGGUGAUUUACCUUAUUGCCAUCAUACUUGGAUUCAAAAUCGAAUUAAUCUGGAGAAAUUCUCGUCAAUGACACAAGACGUGUCACUAGCUCUCGAUUCUUUCACUCGACGUUUGGCAGAAGUCGAAUUUCCCAAUAACACUAUUGCAACAACUACUUUAUUAAAUCAACAACAGAUUGAAUAUAGCGAAUUGAAAGAAGAAAUUUUAGCAGCUGCUCGUCAUGGAGAGGCAUUGCUCGAUAGUAUUCGUCAGCUGACUGGAAAAGGAACUGCUGAUCGUUUAGGAAAUGUGGCAGCGAUUGAAAGAUUGCUCGUACAAUUAGAAGAAACAGAAAGAACUUUCGACUUAUUUUGGUCUCAUCACAGUUCUCGUUUGAGGCAUUGUCUUGCUCUUCGACAAUUCGAGCAAGACUUUAGAGAAUUACAGGCGAAUUUAGAUCAACAUUUAAAAACGAUUGAAGAAAUGACUGAGGUUGGAGAAACGCAAUCCAGGGUUGAUCAACUCCUGCGGGAUACUUCUACCUUCCAAAGAAUAUGCAGGGGAGACAUAGAUCGAGCAGAGGAGGUCAUUACUGCAGGCCAGCAGUUACUUUCUGGGAGACAUCAAUGUCCAGCGGAAGUAGUUGAACCAAAAUGUGCAGAAUUACAGAGGGUGUGUACGAUUUUGAGCCAAAGACUCGAAAGGCGACUUCUUACAUUGACGAAAUGUCGCGAACUUAUGGAAAGGAUCGACAAGGCGAAUACGUGGUGUACAAGAGGAAUAGAAAUACUAGCAGCACAAACUAGUACAACACCAGCAGACCAGGCUCUUCAAGAACUUCAGCAACUGAUAGAAACAGCUGAAGAAUUUCAUCAUCCACGAUGUAUUUUUCAAGAUUCUAUUAUGCCAGAGACCAAAGCUCUUGUCACUCAGGUUUUGCAGAGGAUAGAAGACGUUUCAAUGAUGUGUGAUAAGAGGAUAGUGGCAUUAAAACAGCAGCUGAUUAAACCAGCAAGACCAAUUCAAACUGUAACCCCAGAACCUGCAAAACCACUUCAGCCAGCACCACAAAUCAUCAAACCUGGCAGAAUUCUCAGAAAAGCUAAUACGAUGCCAAAGAUGGAAAUGUGUCCAAUCGAGGGAGAAACUUCGUCACCAGAAAGUGAACCUAGAGAUGUGGAAGCUCUAAAGUUGAAACGAGGACACGUUCUUGCAGAGCUUUUUGAAACUGAGCGUAUUUAUGUGGCAGAACUUGGAUCCAUUAUCAAAGGCUACAAAAUGGAAUUGACGAACGAAGCUAUGUCUCAUUUGAUUCCUGCAGCCUUGGUAGGCAAAGCUGAUGUCCUUUUUGGAAAUCUCGAAGACAUUUGUAUCUUCCACGGGGAAACUUUUUUGAGGGAUUUGGAAAACUGUAUUUCGAAUACGGAACUUGUGGCUUUGUGCUUCGUUCAGAGGCGCGAGGUGUUCUUCAGGCUGUAUAGUUACUAUUGCCAAAACAUCCCAAGAUCAGAAGGAUUGCGUGAGCAAAUUCAAAAUGAACCUCAAUUUCUCGUAACUUGCCAGCAAAAGUUGGGACACAAAUUACCUUUGGCAGCCUAUCUUCUUAAACCGGUGCAGCGGAUUACAAAAUACCAACUUUUAUUGAAGGAUCUUUUAAAAUAUAGCGAAGAACAGUCUUGUUGUACAGAAUUACAGGAGGCUUUGGAUUGUAUGCUUAUUGUAUUAAAAUGUGUCAAUGACAGUAUGCAUCAGACGGCCAUCACUGGAUUUGGGGGAGAUUUAGGGGUGCAAGGAGAAUUAUUACUACAGGGUUCAUUUAGCGUUUGGAGUAGUUGUAAAAGAGAACGAUUGCUCAGACUCAAACCAUCCCAGCGACACAUUUUUUUGUACGAGAAGGCUAUCAUAUUUUGCAAACACAGCAAGCCCCAAGCGCAUAACAAGGCGACCUACCAUUUCAAAAGAUAUUUGAAGAUGUCGCAGAUUGGUUUGACUGAAUCAGUAAAAGGGGACACAAGGAGGUUCGAAAUUUGGUUGCAAGGUCGGGCCGAAGUUCAUACAAUUCAAGCAUCAAGUAUUGAUGUUAAACAAGCUUGGGUGCGUCAAAUAAAGGGAGUUUUGAUGUCGCAAUUGGCGGAACUCAAGGGGAAACAGUGCUCGGCCCUUGGAAAAACAAAUCACAAGCCUCUUCGUCAAGCGAUUUCGUGGGAUGCGCAAAGCAGUCUUUCCGGAUCACUACGUACUCUUUCUGUUGAUGGAAGUAGUGUAAUUUCACAUAUUACAGAUGUUUCCCACUCAACAGAAGAAGACAUAGGUUGGAGUUCGGAAAAUACGAUUAGCGAUGAGGAGGAUACGUUCACUGAAAAUCCAGGACCUGCUCCUGGAGGACGAUACGUAGCAUUGGCGGAUUACUGUGCAGUUGGUCAAUCCGAAGUAACGAUGCGUGAAGGUGAUAGCUUGGAAUUAUUGAAAGUCGGAUGCGCGGGUUGGUGGUUCGUUAAAUUAAUCGGAUCCGGAAUCGAGGGUUGGGCGCCCGCUGCGUAUUUAGAGCUGAUCAGCCGGAAGACGUCUCGCAGCUCGCAAUCUGUAAAUAGUCAGGAUCCUAUAUGAAACAGGCGUCUCACACACUAGGUUUAUCUUGGUGUGUUGAAUUGAACCUGAAUAAUGCAAUCAGUGUGAUUGUUUGUUAUAUGAAAUGCAAAUCGCACUAUGCUAUAUUUUAAGCAGUCGAUGAGAGUUUCAGUCGGAAGUAACGCAAUUGAUGAGCAAAAUGAAAAAAAUGAAGAUUUUUUGAAAGAGUCUAGAGAUUUUAAAAAGCUGCAGAGUUUAAGAAGUUUAGAAUUUUUUAUAAGAUGAGAUUUUUAAAACUCUCAUCCAGAAAAGCAUCUAAAGUAUGAAAUGUAAAUGCCAGGAAUUAUAAUAAUCAGGGUACGUUAUCAAUAACAUAUUCUGAAGCAAAGAAAUUAAUCAAAGACCUAACAAUGAAAAGAAAAAACGAUGAUGACUGCCAUAUUGAUGUAUAAGGGAAGUUUGGGCUGGUCGAUUUUUUAGAUAUCUACAAUGGUCAGAAAUCACAUUAGUUUUGAAAGCCCUGCCGAUCUUUAUCGGAUUUUACAGCACUUUUGAGAAAUUUCGUAUCAGAGAUACAAGUAAUAAUAAUAAUAAAAAUAUCUGAUAUUGGAUCAUUCUUGAAAUAUGAAGUUAAUAGUCCCCCAGAUUUGGAAUAUUUGUGCAUAGUUUUUCAAGAAUGAUACAUGGCAUAUAAUGUUUUGCAAAUUGCUAAUUUGCGUUCUAUGUGAAACACCUUACCUGAAUCAUACCAAAUGCUUGGCACUCGUGGUGUAAAUAGUUAAAAAUUACUUUAGACUAAGAAUCGCCCAAUGCUUGGGAAUUAUAUAAUACUGUUAUGGAUUAAACGAGAAACAACAAUUUUGUGAAUACUAUGAACUAAUCGUUAUCGCAACCAGUGCCGGUAUCAUUAGGUCGCCAAGACCAUAAGAUGCUAGAACGUUAAUUCUACGAAAUAUUUCUGAAAAUAAGCAGCUAGUACCAAGAAAUGUGCAAUACCGUAGAGGAUAUUUAAUUCCAUUUUGUACUUGAUCGUAUUUACGUUAGAAGGGUAGAGUCGUGAAAACCCAUCAUUCAUAUUCUAAAGAUUAUUGGUGUAGACGUUAAUUCCUCCUUUUUAUAAUCCAUCGUUUAACUUCCCAUGUGUAUGUCC